UAAGGGCACACACUCCCAAAUUCAAAAUUCAAAAUUUCUUCCUUCCUUCCCAAAAAUUGUAAUCCGAUGUUUUAACGGUCUCAUUCAUUAAAACAAAUCAAAUUCCAAAUCUUAAAUUUGUUUCAUCCCUUUAUUCUUCUUCUUUCUCUCAUAUCUCUGCAAUUUCUUCUUUAUAUCAAAUUUAUAACAAUUUUUGUUCAUCAAUUCUCAGAAUAUGGCUAAUCCUCCCGUAAACGAUCCCCUCCUGCAAGUCGAAACCACCUGCGGAUCCCUCCUUUACGAACUUCAGAUAAUAUGGGAUGAAGUUGGCGAGUCAGAUGGUGAAAGGGAUAAGAUGCUAUUAGAGCUUGAACAGGAAUGCCUUGAGGUAUACAGGAGAAAGGUAGAUUUGGCAAACAGGAGUCGAGCUCAACUUCGACAAGCUAUUGCUGAUUCUGAAGCAGAAUUAGCAGCCAUAUGUUCUGCUAUGGGGGAACGACCCGUGCACAUUAGGCAGUCUGAUCAAAAUCGUAGCCUGAAAGGAGAGCUCAGAGCAAUUCUUCCAGAAGUGGAAGAGAUGAGAAAGAAAAAAUCUGAGAGAAAGAUUCUAUUCCUUGAAGUCUUGGAACAGAUAAAUAAAAUCCAAUUGGAAAUUUAUGCAAUUUCACUCAAAACAGUAUUGGAUGAAAGUGAUUUAUCUUUUAAGAAACUAGAAGAACUUCAUGCUCAAUUUCAAGCACUUGAGAAAGAAAAGAGUGAUCGACUUAAGAAAGUUUCAGACCACAUGAGCACCUUACACUCACUGUGUUUGGUUCUUGGCCUAGAAUUUAAUCAGACAGUUCAUGAAAUCCAUCCUGGCUUAGCAGGCAUGGAAGGAGGAAAAAGCAUAAGUGAUGAUGCAAUCGGAAGGAUUGCUGCUGCUAUAGAGAGACUACGCGAGGUCAAAAUAGAGAGAAUGAAAAUUAUCCAAAAUCUUGCAACUUCUCUAUUAGAGCUUUGGAAUUUAAUGGAUACACCUGUUGAAGAGCAACAAAUAUUUCAAAAUGUUACAUGCAAUAUAGCAGCGUCAGAGAACGAGAUCACGGAGCCCAACUUGCUAUCUGUGGAAUUUAUCAGUCAUGUUGAGGCAGAGGUUUCACGGCUUGAAGAAUUAAAAUCUAGCAAAAUGAAAGAACUCGUCUUUAAAAAAAGAUCAGAAUUAGAAGACAUUUGUCGAAAGACACACUUACUUCCAGAAUCUGAUAACUCAAUGGAGAUUGCUGUGGAAGCUAUUGAAUCUGGUGUUAUUGACCCUGCUAGUCUACUUGAACGAUUUGAGCUUAAAAUUGGAGAAGUUAAAGAGGAAGCAUAUAGCAGGAGAGAAAUACUUGAGAAGGUUGAGAAGUGGAUGGCUGCAUGCGAAGAAGAGUGUUGGCUUGAGGAAUAUAACAAUGAUGACAAUCGUUAUAAUGCUGGACGGGGUGCUCAUUUGACUCUUAAGCGUGCAGAGAAAGCUCGAGCUUUGGUAAACAAACUUCCAGGAAUUGUGGAAGCAUUAGCUGUUAAAACGAUAACUUGGGAGAAUGAAAGAGGCACUGCCUUCACUUAUGAUGGAAUCCGACUUCUCUCCAUGCUUGAGGAAUAUAAGAUCUUAAGGGCAGAGAAAGAAGAAGAAAGAAAACGAGAAAGGGACCAGAAAAAACUUCAAGGUCAGCUUAUCACAGAACAGGAAGCGAUGUUUGGGUCAAAACCGAGCCCAAUGAAACAGAAAAGUGGGAAAAAGGGGCCUAGGAUGUCAUGUGGUGGUGCAACUAAUAGAAGACUGUCACUGGGAGGUGCUAUGCAUGCCCCAAAAAUGGAGCUUCACACUAGAGCUACACCAAAUACCCGUCAUACUAAAAAGAAUGAACGUCAGUUAAAUACUAGGGAUGAAGGAUUUGCGGCCCUUUCAACUGGGAGGAGAGGUUUGGACAUAGCUGGACUUCCUGCAAGCAGAAAACAUUCUAUUAGUGAAGUCGAACCGUCACACCGCACGCCCUUUUCCCCAAUUUCUUCCACUGAAUCAUCAAAAUCCAAUAUAACUUUAUUGGAAGAUCUCAACAGAAAACACGAAAUGGUGCAGAAAACUUUUCAGAAAACCAACACACAACCUUUCACUACUCCUGCCAAAACCACGGUAUCUUCAAUGGAAGAUAACGAAAAUAGAACUCCUAAAACAAACAUGAUUCCAACCAUACCUUGCACACCAUCAACAGUUUCUGUCCCAAUGCAGACAAUAAUGACACCUUUUUUGGAUAAGAAAAGUUUUCCUGAAGAAAUUAUCGAGUACUCGUUUGAGGAAAGGAGAGCUGGUUUCGUGCUUCCUAAAGCGCACUUGAAGAUGGUUGCCGCCAUUUGAUGUCUUGUGAAGUGUUGUUAGCUUGAUUUGUUUUAUUGUCAUUGACAUAUUUAUGGUUUGAAGUCAAUUGUAAUUGGCUUUUCCUGAAAGUUGUGAUGUAUGCAAGAGCUUGGUUUAAUCUUUAGAAUGUGUCUAGAAACGGAUAAAAGCUCACCAGAGGUGGAUGAAAAUUUCUGUGUUUCAUCCAUUAAUGUUUGAGUCCAAUUUGCCAUUCAGAAUUUUGAUGUUUACUUCUUUACUGAUCA
Erigeron canadensis is the source of this 2601-nucleotide messenger RNA. Its product is annotated as 65-kDa microtubule-associated protein 3. Gene Ontology annotation, molecular function: microtubule binding. Gene Ontology annotation, biological process: microtubule cytoskeleton organization. The transcript is spliced from 13 exons. Lineage: Eukaryota; Viridiplantae; Streptophyta; Magnoliopsida; Asterales; Asteraceae. The coding region runs from base 215 to 2356 and encodes 713 amino acids. The record is from RefSeq and is a predicted model, not a curated record. Gene Ontology annotation, cellular component: spindle; cytoplasm.